AUGCCACCCAAGAAGUCGUAUGAAUCGUACGAGUCCGACUCGGAAGAUUCUCACUCUCAAAGGCAAAAAGGCGUAAAGAAGCAAAAGCUAGACAAAAACAGCGACGAGUACAAGAAAAGACGACAAAGAAACAAUGUAGCCGUGCGUAAAAGUCGCGAGGCCAGCAGGCAAAAAGCAAAGGAUACGAUGGAGAAAGUAUCAAAGUUAAGAGAGGAAAACAAAGCGCUGGAACAAAAAGUGACAAUUUUAAAUAAAGAACUUGGAGUUUUACGAGAUCUGUUCCUAUCACACGCUUCAGCAACAGCUGUGCCCCAAGCCACGACCAAAACUGUCAAAGAAGAGGUCAGUGUGGAGGCAGAAGUUGACCUUAAAGACAGCACUUUUCUCUUCGUUCCUGGGGAUUUGGCAUAA
This is a messenger RNA of Candidula unifasciata, 411 nucleotides long. The record is from the annotation of a GenBank genome assembly. NCBI's taxonomy places the organism in Eukaryota, Metazoa, Mollusca, Gastropoda, Stylommatophora, Geomitridae.